Messenger RNA from Oncorhynchus tshawytscha (Chinook salmon), 3657 nucleotides. Its product is annotated as transketolase. The record is from RefSeq and is a predicted model, not a curated record. Gene Ontology annotation, cellular component: endoplasmic reticulum membrane; extracellular exosome. The transcript has 14 exons. Gene Ontology annotation, molecular function: thiamine pyrophosphate binding; transketolase activity. Bases 209 to 2110 code for a protein of 633 amino acids. Gene Ontology annotation, biological process: pentose-phosphate shunt, non-oxidative branch; ribose phosphate biosynthetic process. NCBI's taxonomy places the organism in Eukaryota, Metazoa, Chordata, Actinopteri, Salmoniformes, Salmonidae.
GUGUGUGUGUGUGUGUGUGUGUGUGUGUGUACUCUCACUAGGGAUAAAUCCUGCCUCUCCUCCUUUCUAUCCCUCUUCUCUUUGCCACUCACACACACGAGCAGGGCUCCCGCUGCCAAACCUCACUCACAUACAAAUACACACACAGCCCAGCCUCUGCGCAGUCUAGUCCACAUUGAUUCUUUUGGUGUUUUGACAUUUUGCAUUCAUGGAGGACUACCACAAACCCGACCAGCAGACAGUGCAGGCGCUCAGGAACAUCGCCAACCGCCUCCGAAUCAACUGCAUCAAGGCUACCACCGCAACGGGCAGCGGACACCCUACAUCAUGCUGCAGCGUGGCAGAAAUCAUGUCUGUCCUGUUCUUCAACACAAUGAAGUACCGCACAGAGGACCCCAAGAACAUCAACAACGACCGCUUCAUCCUCUCUAAGGGUCAUGCCGCCCCAGCCCUGUACUCCGUGUGGACAGAGACUGGCUUCCUGAAGGAGAGUGAGCUGCUCUCUCUGUGCCAGGUGGAGUCCAACCUGGAGGGACACCCCAUAACUGCGUUGGAGUUUCAGAAGCAGCAGUUUGUGGAUGUGGCUACUGGUUCUCUGGGCCAGGGCCUGGGUGUGGCCUGUGGGAUGGCCUACACCGGGAAGUACUUUGACAAGUCCAGCUACCGUGUGUUCUGUCUGAUGGGGGAUGGGGAGCUGUCUGAGGGGGCAGUGUGGGAGGCCAUGUCCUUCGCCUCCUACUACCAGCUGGACAACCUGGUGGCCAUCUUGGAUAUCAACCGUCUGGGCCAGACUGACCCAGCGCCCCUGCAGCACCACGUGGAGAAGUACCAGAAACGCUGUGAGGCCUUCGGUUGGCAUGCCAUCAUUGUGGAUGGGCACAGUGUGGAGGAGCUGUGUAAGGCUCUGAGCCAGGCUCGCCACCAGCCCACUGCCAUCAUCGCCAAGACCACCAAGGGCAAGGGCAUCCCAGCUGUGGAGGAUAAGAUGGGCUGGCAUGCCAAGCCCCUGCCCAAAGACAUGGCUGAGGGAGUCGUGAAGGAUCUGCAGGCGCGCAUCAUGAACAGCAGCAAGCGCCUGUACCCUGCCACGCCCAUGGAGGACGCCCCGCCAGUCAGCCUGUGCAACAUCCGCAUGCCCAGUGCACCCGCCUACAAGCAGGGAGAGAAGGUUUCCACCAGGAAAGCCUAUGGCAUGGCCCUGGCUAAACUGGGUCGUUACAACGAGCGUGUGGUGGUCCUGGACGGAGACACCAACAACAUCACCUACUCAGAGAUCUUCAAGAACGAACAUCCCAACCGCUUUGUGGAGUGUUACAUCGCUCAACAGAACAUGGUGAGUGUUGCCACUGGUUGCGCUGCCCGUGAGAGGAACGUUGUGUACGCCAGCACCCUGGCCUCCUUCUUCACCCGCGCCUACGACCAGCUCCGCAUGGCUGCCAUCUCAGAGAGCAACAUCAAUCUGUGUGGCUCCCACUGCGGCCUGUCCAUCGGAGAGGACGGGCCGUCUCAGAUGGGUCUAGAAGACAUAGCCAUGUUUAGGGCCAUCCCCACGGCAACCAUCUUCUACCCCAGCGAUGGCGUUUCUAUUGAAAAGGCAGUGGAGCUUGCCGCCAGCACAAAAGGUGUUUGCUACAUAAGAACCAGCCGCCCCGAGAAUCCCAUCAUCUACAGCAGCAAUGAGGACUUCCAUGUUGGACAGGCUAAGGUGGUGUACCAGAGUACGGAGGACAAGGUGACCGUGAUCGGAGCUGGGAUUACUCUGCAUGAGGCCGUGGCUGCAGCUGAGAUGCUCAAGAAAGAAAGGAUCUUCAUCAGGGUGAUUGACCCGUUCACCAUCAAACCCCUGGACUCCAAGACCAUCAUUGAGCAUGCUCGCCAGACCAGGGGGCGUAUCCUCACUGUAGAGGACCACUACUACGAAGGUGGUCUGGGGGAGGCAGUGUGCUCAGCGGUGGUGAACGAGCAGGGCUUCACCCUACAGCGGCUGGCCGUGGCCCACGUUCCCCGCAGCGGCAAGCCCAACGAGCUGCUCAAGAUUUACGGCAUCGACCGCGAAGCCAUUUGCCAGGCCAUCAGGAAGAUGCUCAGCGGCUCUGCCAACGCCAAGUAGCUCCACCCCUUCCUGCCUAAGCCCCACCCAACCCAAUUCUACCACCCCUCAGAUAAACGUUUCAUGUCACAUGACACCACCCCACCUGGUAACCUCGCCCCCUCACUGUGAAAGUCCACCCCUGUGUUUACUGAAGUAACGUGAGUUUGUGCUGAAUGUACAUUUUGACGUAACCGUCACACAUUUCACUUUUUUCCCUCAUACAUUACACACGCAAACACAAAACCCCACUCCCACUUCCUGGUAACCAUGGGUCAUCACAGGGUCAAGUUUAGAAAUUAAAAUGAGAGGUAGUCAUUAGUCCUCAAACCCGGUUGGCAGGUGUAGAUGGACAUUCUCCAUACCAAACAAUCCAAUAAAGACUGUACAUGUUGUUACUCAAUGCAGGUACCUUUAUGUGAUGCUCAUGUGUUUUUAAACUCUUCCUCUUUGAUAUUUUCAACCCCAAACAACCAGCAGCAGUCUAUUUUAAUACUUUUAUAUUGUUCUGAUGUAGUUCUGGAGACAGGGUGGGGCAUGUGGUAGUGAAAUCUAGGUGUCGUCUCCAUGACAUGUGGUAGUGAAAUCUAGGUGUCGUCUCCAUGACAUGUGGUAGUGAAAUCUAGGUGUCGUCUCCAUGACAUGUGGUAGUGAAAUCUAGGUGUCGUCUCCAUGACAUGUGGUAGUGAAAUCUAGGUGUCGUCUCCAUGACAUGUGGUAGUGAAAUCUAGGUGUCGUCUCCAUGACAUGUGGUAGUGAAAUCUAGGUGUCGUCUCCAUGACAUGUGGUAGUGAAAUCUAGGUGUCGUCUCCAUGACAUGUGGUAGUGAAAUCUAGGUGUCGUCUCCAUGACAUGUUUGUAGAACGUAGUCCAAUAAAAAAUAAAUACAGACAAUCAAGUAGAAAUGUAUGUGGGCCAUAAAUAUCAGUGAAGUGAAAAGACCAUACAGUUUGAACCAUAUGUCUCUUUAAACCACAACACCCAACUUGUACUGGACAGCUCGUGUUAGCACAGCACACAUGAACUUCUUUUCAUCUCUACAGCUCAGACGUAGACUAGCUAAACAUAUGGCUUCAGAGAACUGCCAAAAUGUUGUGCGUUCAACCUUUGGUAGAUAUCUAACUCCAUAUUAACACCUUUUACCUGGAUGAGCAAACAAGAAGAAGUACGUUAGCCCGAGCUGUCUGAACAUACCAAUAAUGUUUCUAUUCCAUUUACAUUUUUGUCAUUUAGCGUAUGCUCUUAUCCAGAGUGAUUUACAGGAGCAGGAUCAAUGUGUUCUCUACAGCAAAUAGUUUGACUUGGAGGUCGGGGAGAGGGAUACAGGGCCAGCUAGGACUUAAAGUAGGGUUCAGCGUUUCCAUUUGAAUUCAGUCAAUUCAGGAAGUGAAUUGAUCCUAACCCUGGAUUAAAGAGAGUCUCUGUGCUUGUGGCCAUGGUGAUGUUGGGAGCAUGCUGUUACAUCUGAACUGUGAACCUAGUACAAACACCUCCUUCGUUACUUGAACUUCUGUAUGUACCUUAUACUUUUAUUUAUUAAAGCCCUCUGCAUUUGAAUUUUAGAGUUU